AAUUGAAAUCGAAAAACUGUCGUCAAUCAAAACCCAAAACUGUGUGCAACAAGUUGUCAAAAGUGCAAGCAACAAAAAUAAAAAGCUCAAAGUGCAAAAUAAAGUAAAAGUGUAAUAAAAAGUGCAAUAAAAAAGCAAAUCAAAUGAAAAAUGAAAAGUGCUAAAAAUGCUGGUGCCAAGGCAAAUUAAAAAGAAAACUCUGUAGUCGAAGAACAGUGCGGAAAAAAACAACAACAAUUUACCCCUAAAAAAGAAAAGCGUUCACGCAACAACAACAACCUUCCCCUUUUUUCCAGUAAAAAAACAAACAACAACAACACAAAAAUGUCAACCAGCCGCCGUUUGGCCAAACGCUCAAUAAUUGGCACCAAAGUCUGUGCUCCGGGUCCGGACGGACUUUGGUAUUCGGGCGUCAUACAGGACGUUAAGACGCCCACACUAAUGUCCGCCGAUCCGAUGCCGCCGCCCACAUUCUUGGCGCCCGGCGAUGCGCAAUUGAAUGCGGAUACGCGUUACAUAGUUCGCUUCGAUUUCAAAACGCAAACGUUGCCCGCUAACGUUAAUGCUUCUUCUUCCGUCGCCGCCUCCGUCGCCGGUUCCGAGUCGGUUAUUGUCGAGACGCGUCGCGCCGCCGCCGCCGCAGCCGCUGCUGCCAGCGUUCACAUCAGUCCGGCUCAGGCAUUGCGUCGCAAUGCAAUGACAAAGGAGUUCCGUGAAUCCGAUCUGAUUGGACCCGGUUUUCGUUCCAUAAUGAGCAUUCAAUUGCAGCCGGGACAACGCAUCUUUAUCACCUACAAUGGACGGGAGCAGAGCGGCGAUGUGGUCCAGCAUGAUGUCAACAAGGAUGAGGUCGUUGUCAAGAUCACCACAAUUGGCAAUGAGGAACCCAUCGAGCUGAAGAAGCGUUUGGAGGAAGUGCGCCUGCUGGAGUCACGUCGCUCCGCUCGUUUAGCCGAUCAGGAUCGCGACACGGACUUUGCACGAUUGGCCGACAUGGGUGGCGAUCGUCGCCGAACCACACACAGUAUUGAGGUGCCAUUGACGCUGCCGCCGUCGCACAACUCACGAAAGCGUCCGCCAAGCGACACUUACGACUGCAGCAGCGAUGAUUGCAAAGUGGACGUCAUGAAUGAAUGUAAUGCAGCAUUAAUUUUAAUGAAUCUACACAACUCGCCGAAUACGGUGUCGGACAAAUGGUUUGGCUCCAGCCCGGGCAGCAGCUCGUCGGCCUCUUGGAGCUCCGGAUCGGCAUCGCCGCCAUUGAGCGAUGAUGGCAGUGCACUGCAUGGUCACAUUAUAUUGUCGCCGCACGAUGCGGCCAUUGCAUCGGCAAAUGCACGCAUACGCACAACAUCGGUGUCCACAUCGGAUGAGGGCAUUGUCACCGACUUCAAGGAGGAGCGCAAGAAGAAGUCGAAAAAAUUCCGCUGUAUCUGGAAGGGAUGCGGCACCGUGGAGCUCACACAAUUGAAAAUUGAACGACACGUGAGGGACACACAUUUGGGACGCUCUGGCGACUCAGAUUCCUGCAGUGAAAAUGAGCACGAAGAGGAGUUCUACUACGACGAAGACGACGACGACGAUGAGUCGACGAUCAAAACGCCUAGUCCUGCGUCACCGCCCACGCUCAGCCACCGGGACAUGGCGCGUCCGCCGCACGAGGAUCCCGAAUACCAAAGACAGAUCGUUGGCAAUUUCAAACAAGGACGCGCUAUGAAUAACUAUCACCACCUAACGCAUCAGCAAUCACAGCUACAUCACAGCAACAGCGGCAGCAGCGGUGCUCAUCACAUCACCAGCACACAGCAGCAACAGUUGCAGAAUAACAACACUAGCUGCAUACCGACAUCGCCGCUGGCGCAUCACAAUUACACUUGGUCAUCGGCGGCUGCGAUCACAGUGAGCGCUCCAUCGGCGACAUCCCACCACAGUAGCAGCAGCAACAGCGGCAACAGCAGCAACAACAACAGCCACCAUAACCAUCAUCAUCACCACAAUUCGACGACACUCAAUAAACACGCACGCUCAUCAUCGUCGCGUCCGUCCCACUCGACUGCGCCAUAUCCAUCGCCGACAUACGUCCAUCACCAUCACAAUCACAGCUACAACAGUCACAGCAGCAACAGCAGCAGUGGCAGCGGCAACAGCAGUCCGGUCAUACAUAGCAAUAGCAGUGCCAACAACAUGUUGCAGCAAUUGUCGCAACAGAAUGUCACAGUGACGGCGCAUCACACCAGCAAUGGCCACACACAACAGCAGCAACAGCAGCAGCAGCAGCAGCAACACCACCUGUCUAGCGUGACAAUCACGCCGAAUUACCAUCCGCCGCAGCAGCAACAGCAACAACAUCAUCAUCAGCAGCAGCAACAACAACAGCAUUUGCGCGGCCAGCAACAGACAACUGCCAGCAACAAUCAUGUUGCCAAUUCCGGCCAACAACAACAACAACAGCAACACAUGCCACUGCAACAUGUGGCAGUGCAACAAACGGUGAGCGCUGCCAAGCACACGCCCAAUUCACCAAAUCGUCGCACGCGUGGCGAGAACAAGAAAUGCCGCAAGGUCUAUGGCAUGGAGAAGCGAGAGCAAUGGUGCACUCAAUGCCGAUGGAAGAAGGCUUGCAGUCGCUUCGGCGACUGAAAGCGACAGAAAUCGUCGGCAGAGGCGGCAGCCCAAGCGUCGACGACACUGCGACAAGGCGACAUCGCAAAGGCAGGAGCAACAGCAAUAGCAACAGCAACACCAUCAGCAGCACCAUCAACAACAGCAGCAGCAUCCACAACAGCAACAUCUUCAUCGACAUCGACACCAGCAACAGCUGCUAAAAUGACAACAACUGUGGUAAGAUUGGCUGCCGAAGUGGCUGCUGGCAAACAGUUGCCAGCAUCGCUGACUAUCAAAACCAAUCGACGCUAUGGCGUCCACCACAUACAACAACAACCACAACAGCAACAACCACACAAGUACAACGGCAGCAAUUGCAAUGCCAACAGCAACAAUCACACUAACAAUAUCAAUAGAUUUACUCGCAUCAAAAGUGUUGCUACCUCGGUGAUUGUAUCGCCAAUUGGAGCAGCAACCAACAGUAGCAGCAGCAACAGGCCAACGCCCACCCCCUCGCCCACCGCCAACAGCAGCAGCAGUAGCAGCAACGAAGAUGGAGGAGGAGGAGGAGGAGGAGGAGGUGCUAGCGACAACAGCAAUGUUGCUGCAAUUGCUGCCGCUGCCGCCUAUGAGCAAGAACAGGUUGCUGCUGCCAAAGGGUUGCUGGCUUGGAGUCGAGCUGCAGCUGCAGGUCAGCAACAACAGCAGCAGCAACAGCAGCAACUGUUGCUGCAGUAACAACGAUUAAAUAUAGUGAAUGUUGUUGCUGUGCAAUCAGAUUGCUUCUGUUGUUAUUGUCGUAAAGUGUUGUUGACAAAAACAAAACAAAAAACAAAAAUGAAAUGAAAAUGAAAAAUGGUCUCUUCUUAUUUACUCUGCAUUGAAUUGUGCAAAAAACAAAGCAAAAACAAAAACAAAAACCUUAAACGUAAUGGUAUCUCUUUGUUGUUGUGCUGGUGUUGCCAACUGCCGUGCAAAUGUUGCUAACAUUUGCGCUGGGCAACAUUUGCAAUAUACAAUAAUAAUAAUUACAAAUAAUAAUAAUUAUAAUUAUAAACAGAAAUAAUUCAUAAUUAUUAUGCAUAAAUAUACAUAUAUAUAUAUAUACAUACAAUACAAUACAUAUUUAUUUUAAAACCUGACUUUGUUAUUUCUUAUGUUAAAAAACUAAACAACAAAAAAACAAAUUCGUGGCAAACAUUUUUCAGCUGCAAUUCGUUUGGCCAGCAAUUUUAUAUACAUAGAGAAAAACAACAAAAAAAAUGAAAGAAAAUGAAAAUGAAGAUAUGUUGAAAGUAUAGAGAUAAAAAAAGAAACAAAAAACAAUGAAAAAGAAAACAAAACAAAUCUUAAACAAAUAUACAUCUGAUUUUUUUUAGUUUGUAAGAAUCUAGUAAAUUUUUUCUUAGUAUUAGUGCAAUUUUUGUUCUUCUUCUUGCUCUAAAAAACAACAAAACAAAACAAAAAACAAAACGAACUCAACAAAAAGCAAAAACAAAUCAAAAUAUUCAACAAAUAACCAAUACGUAUAUAUAAAUAUAUAUAUUCAAAGCAUAUUAAUCAAGCAUCAACUUCAAAGAUAAACAAAAAGCGAAAAAAACUAUUCAUCUCUAAAAAAAAGAAAAAGAAAAGAAAAAUAGUGAAAUUACUUGUGUAUAAAUGAAAACAGAAAACAGUUAAACCAAUUUUACAUAUACAUGUGUAUUCUUAUGUAUAUGUGUGUGUGUAAGAUCGCUAAGAAUUAAGUAUUAAGCAAGAGUUCAUGAAUACAAAAAACUGCAAUACAUAAAUGAGUACUCAUAAAAAAAAACAAAACUUAAAAUAAUGAUGAACACAAGGAAAAUCGCUGAUUAAAUAUUAUAGAUAAUAAACUUAAGAGAACACCACGCCCCCCAUACAUACAUACAUACACACAUAUAUACAUACUACAUAUAUAUUUAUAUAUAUAUUUGCCGACCAUCUAUAGAACAAUUAUCCCCCCCAAAAACACACACAAAAGAUAAUGUAAUAUAUAUACCAUAUAAAGCAAAACUUUAAUCUUAAAUGUAGUAAAAUUUAAAAAAAACAAAAACAAGAAACAAGAAACGAAAUGCAAUAGGCAUAGGUAAAAACACAGAUAAACAGAUAAAGAUACAGAUACAGAGACAGUCAGAUACAGAAACAAAAAAAAAGGAAUACAACCGCAGACAGAAUGAGAAAAAAAAUAUACAUAUUAUCAAAAUUGAAAAUUAAAAAUUGCAAAAACUUUGGAGCCAAGAAGAAUAAAUUAUUUUUUGAAAGAAAUGUUCAAAUUUUAUUUCGUUGUUAAGCUGAUUAUUUGCAAACCACAAAAACAAAAAGAAACAAGUCUAUUAAUUAAUUUGUAAUGUACCUACGACUAAAAAAUCUAAUAUUUAGGACUUUAAAAACUGUUCGCGUUGUGCGACUAUUGUGAAUUGUUCAAAUUACGGUAUCAACAAUGAAGAUGAUGAUGAUGACGUCACAAACAGCCCGAAAUGAGGUUGAAGUUUGAAAUUGAGAGAGAGAAAACGAAAAUGAAAGGAGAGGAAAUAUGAAAAGUGGAAAUCGAGAAAAGAAAAUACACAAGGAAUUCUUAACCAAAUUGGAAGUACAAACUACAAUCUAGAAUAUGUAUAAACUAUAAACAAACAAAAAAAAGAAAAAAAAAAAAAAAAAAAAACUGAAAAAACAAA
Molecule: messenger RNA, 5297 nt
Organism: Drosophila sulfurigaster albostrigata
Lineage: Eukaryota; Metazoa; Arthropoda; Insecta; Diptera; Drosophilidae
Gene: Glut4EF
Product: homeobox protein 5
Exons: 8
Biological process (GO): regulation of transcription by RNA polymerase II
Cellular component (GO): nucleus
Molecular function (GO): DNA-binding transcription factor activity; RNA polymerase II cis-regulatory region sequence-specific DNA binding
Source: RefSeq, a predicted model, not a curated record